Helobdella robusta is the source of this 6095-nucleotide messenger RNA. RefSeq lists its product as hypothetical. The transcript has 14 exons. The record is from RefSeq and is a predicted model, not a curated record. Gene Ontology annotation, molecular function: metal ion binding. Bases 1 to 5346 code for a protein of 1781 amino acids. Gene Ontology annotation, biological process: endosomal transport. NCBI's taxonomy places the organism in Eukaryota, Metazoa, Annelida, Clitellata, Rhynchobdellida, Glossiphoniidae. Gene Ontology annotation, cellular component: early endosome membrane.
AUGGAUGAUUUUGGAAUAGAUUUAGAUAAACUUUUAGAUGAUUUCGAGCUGAGAGAAAACGAGAAUGAUGUUACAUAUGUAAAUGGCUUUUCUGACACUAAGAUCCAGAGUCUGGAACCCGAAAUAGAUAGUUUCAAGGAAGCACCAACUAAUUAUGUUACUACUAAUACUAACAUUCCGAAUGGAUUUGUGGAUGAGAAUGGUAAAAAAUCUGUAAGUGCUCAUUUGUUUUCCAAAAUAAAUGAAUUGGUAGGAAAACCAACCUUAGAAUCACCACCAGUACUGGAAACCCAUCUCUCAGAAAGCAGUGAUAGUGAAUAUAAUAGUGAUACACCAUGUAGAGUCAAUAAAAAUUUGUUAAAUUAUCAUAUUGAAGCAAACUUCUCAACAGAUCAUAAUAGUCCUAUUAAUAGUGAGGCAAACAACAUCAACUUUCAUGAACACUUAUUGGACAACUACGAAAAUGAGUCAUUAGACUUAUACAGAGAAACAUCAAACAGUGUUAUUUCCAUUGAAAAUGUUAAAUUAGAAGCGGUGAGUACCUCACCAAAAUCUAUAGAACUUGGUGAGUCACAAAUUUUUCAAUAUGAUGGAAACACUGCAGUACAUAAAGAUAAAAAAUCUGAUGAUGAUGCCAGAUUUGAAGAAAAUUUUAUUAUUGAUGCUGAAAAAUACAAAUUAUCUAAUGUUAUCAACAAUAUUGAAAAAUCACCAAAGGAUAAAAAUAACGAUUGUGAUAAGGUUGGAAAUGUAAUUAAUGACAAUGAAAUUGUAAUUGAAGCUCUUGAUGAUACAAAAACAUUAGAUCUCUCUUAUAAUGAUCUGACAGAAACAGGAAAGGAUGAUAUUGUUUGUUUGGAAAAUUUAAGUAAACUCGAUAAUGCAAUCAGUCUGCAAGGUUUACUUGAGGAAGAUUUCUUGAUGGAAAAAUCCGAAGAAGACGCUUCUAAUUUUUAUGGUGAAUUCAUAAAAAUCAACACACAUACCUUAAAUUGUGAGGUUCAAUGUCAAGAGAAACCUGUGCAAUGUGACCAGUUGAAUGGUGGUCCAACUGAAAAUGUUCACAAUGUUGAACAGGAUGAUUGUGCUAAAUUUGUGGAUGAUGUCAAAGAACAGAAUGGUGAAAAUCAUGAUCAUAAUAAAAAUAUCGAUGUUCUUUGUGAAAGCAAAGAUAAAAACAAAGAUUAUGAUGACAAGAAGAAUUGUGUAAAUGAGGAUGGUGGCGAUGAUGAGAGGAAUGAUGGAGAUGAGAAGAAAAGUAAAGAUAAUUAUGACUCGGAAGAUGAUGAGAUUUUAAAUUCAUUAAGGCAAGAGGCUGCUGGCUAUCUCAACUUUUUAAAUAACACACCCAGCAUUUUUGUUGGCUCAAAAGACAUCAACAACAUUGAAAUUCCUUAUGAUGAAGAAAGUAUAAAACAUGAUGAUGCUUUGGGUUGUCUGAUUGAUGAAAAGUUACAUCAAUUUGAUGAAAAAGAUGAUGAAGAAUGUGGAAAUUUAAACAAUUUGGAUGCACUGGAAUCGGCUUCAUUAAAGCACAUUCACGUGACUACAUCUUCAUCUUUGAUUGAACCGACAGAAAUCAUUUCUACACUUUCAGUCACAGCAACCUCAUCAACUUCACUCACAUCAUUGACAUCAAUGUUACCAACAUUACCAAUGUCAUUAUCAUCAUCUGCAGUGACGUUUUCAUCAGCAGUACCAUCAGUUAUUUCAACAACGUCUGUACCACUGGUGAGCCUACCGCUAGCAAUUACAUCAGUAAUGACGUUAUCACCUUCUUCAAUGAUGUCUUUUGUGACAUUAUCAACAACAGCAAUAUCACCAAUAGAAACAGCAAGACAGUCAUCUCCAAAGAAAGACACACUGCCAACCACAGCCGCAAGGAGGACAGUUGUGGGUCAGGAACCUGAUGAAACCCCUCUUAAAAACUCAUUAUCAACAUCUACGUCACUCUCGUCGUCUUUAUCACCGUCAUCUUCGUCAUCAUCAUCACCAUCAUCACCACCAUCAUCAUCAUUAUAUGUUCCACCAACAUCCACAGCCCAACCACUCAUUUCAUCUUCACUAAUGCAACUUUCAUCACAAAUGACUACUGCAUCAUUAUCUUCAUCGUCAUCAUCAUCCUCUGCAUCAAUUUCUAUGCAGCAAGAGGCAUCAGAAAACUUACCAGAAGAAUGCCAACAAAAUCAGAAUUUAAAACAGUCAACAAAUGAAAAAGUUGAUGAUGUGAUUCAACUUCAACUACAGCAAUACCAAAUACAACAACAUCAACAGCAACAACAACGUCAACAACCUGUUACUCAGCAGCAACAAACUUCAUCAUUCAGACGAGAAAGGCACAUACAACAGCGCCACAAACAGCAACAAUUAUUGCAAGAACAACUUUUGCAGCAACUUAAACAUGAACCACCAACACAGCCCCCUGAUAAAACCUCAAAACCACCUUGCAGUUUGCCAGUUUUGCACCACCACCAACAAACUGCAUCACUCCCUGUUGAUCAGCUGUCAGUUCAUUCUCAAGACCAACUUGUACCAUCUCUAUUGCCACCAACAAUCCAUUAUCUUCCCCAAGAACAACAGCAGCAGCUGCAACCUGUAGUCCAACAAUCGCAUGAGCAUUAUCUGCCUCAACUUCAUACAUAUCAGUACCAGCUUGGUGAUGACCAAUUAAAUGCAGAAACGGAACAGCAGCCAACCACACAGCCAACCACACAACCAACCACACCAUCAUCAACCACACCACAACUGAUUACACCAACAGAACCACAACUAGCCACACAAACAACCUCUCAAACAACCUCACCACAAUCCACACCACAACCAGCCACGCAAAUGGUACUACCACAGCCAACCACACCACAGCUAACCACACCACAGCCAACCACACCACAACCAACCACACAAGCAUUACCACCGCCUCAAUAUGAACAGCAGCUCCCACCACCGUACCAACUUCGAUCUCCAUCAACAACAACAACACCACGACUUCAAUUCCCACCACCUAGAUGUUCCAACAUCGAUCUCCCGAUCACAGAGUUAGGAAAAGUGUCUCCAGCCUGGCUGCCUGAUUCGUCUACCAUGAAGUGCCUGCAAUGUGAUAUACCAUUCUCAUUCCUGAGGAGGAGACAUCACUGUCGAGCUUGCGGCCUGAUAUUCUGCAGUGUGUGCUGCAAUGUGAGGCACCCCCUGGCAUACAUGGACAACAGGGAGGAGAGGGUCUGCUGCAAGUGCUUCGUAGAUUUCAACAGAGCAUCUAGCUACCACAACUUGUCUCAUCAGCAGCAGCAGCAGACCUCGCCGUCAUCUUCUUCUUCCUCCCCGCAAAUGCCACCACCAGCAUCAUCUUUGGCUUCAUCCUACUACCGACCCAACCCUAACAAUCCUAGUGAGUACUGCUCUACGAUUCCUCCUUCUCUGCAGGCUAGUCCAGCUGAACCUCUCCCGCCUGUCUUGGUUCCCACUGGCGUCCUCAGGAAACACGGAACAACUCGACAGAGCGGUGAAGCCAAGCAGGUGAUAUUUUCUGAUGGCAUUCGACCAGGGGGGGACCUCACCCAUCUCGAUGGGCGUGCCGAGGGGGCUGGUGGAGUGGCUGGUAGACGUAGAAAAGCCUACCAAAUCAGGGCAGAGGUGACGGACGAUGAUGUCAUUCAUCAACUCCUCAAAGGUGAACAAGUCGACCUCUGCAUUCAUCCUGACGUCAUCAUUCACGCCAAAAUUAUUAAAAGUGAAUAUAAAUUUAUUAACAGUUUUUUGUUAUUUAAUGCAUCGGCUACAAGGGAAACAAAAUGGGAAAAAGCUCAUAUGGAAAAGACAUGUUGCAUGAUGAAGCAGUGUCUGUACAUGCAGUCGGACGGCUUGUACUGCGUGGGUCAGGAUGAGGUCAUCUUCCUCGUAGAGACGUCCACCGAAGAAAGCACCACCAACAGCGGUCAACACUCUGCAAUUGUUGAUGCCAUGCUGCUGGUACUGCAUACUAUCGCUCAGAUUUACCAGUCUGCUCUCUCAGGCUGCCCGGUAAAGGAGUUAGGACUGACCAUAAUGCCCUCCUCACUUAACGGCAAGAGCAGCAGCAGUAGCAGAGGCUUCCUCUACAUCAAGCAGACGUUUCAAUGCGUUCAACAUCUCACCCUACCCCCACCUCCGUAUUUAUUUGCUGUCUACGUACACAGCAAUGAACUGAUGUGGGCACAUGCCUUUCCUCUCAGGCUCGUCUUCAGACUUGGGGCUGAAUUCAGAUAUUAUCCAUGCCCCCUGGUGAGCAGAAUGAACCGUCCCGCUGUGUACGGUGAAGUUGGUCACACAAUCAUGAACUUGUUGGUUGACUUCAGGAAUUUCCAGUACACUAUGAACAAGAUUGAUGAUCUUGUCAUUCAUGUUGAGGAGAAGAAGACGACUGUAAUCGUUCCUGCUUACAAUAUAAACCAGGUGAGGAAGUUGGUAUCGGAUAGUGACGAGCAUGUUGUGGCAAUAUCAGGCAACUUCAGCUCCAUGGCUGAUUCUCAUCUCGUGUGCCUGCAGAAUUCUGAGCUCAACUAUCAAACGCAGGCCAUCAACAUACAGGGCAGACCUAGGAGUGUGACUGGAGCCUCAUUCAUCGUGUUCAAUGGGGCACUCAAGUCAUCCCUGGGCAUGAGGGCCAAGUCAAGCAUCAUAGAGGAUGGACUGAUGGUCCAGCUGACACCUGAUGAUAUGGUCAGGUUGAAGCAGGCUCUCCUCAAUUCAACCAGCUUCACAAUAAAAUGUGGAUUGUUGAAGCCUACAGACGCCACACACGACGCCGGGAGUGCAGUGGCUGACACUGAUGAUGUCGUCGAAAUUAAAUGGAUGUCCACCAGACCUGAUAAAACUUUUGAUAUCAGAAGUCCAAUAGAUGGGCUGAAUUUGAGCAGUUAUCCGUGCGUACAACUGCACAACAACAGCAACAACAAAAAACAUCUUCAUAAAUCAUCAAAGUUAAACUUGGAUAUAAUAUGUGUGUGCUUGUAUUACCUGCACAAAAACCAGAAAUCAUCUCCAUUUCCAUCGGAUUUGUCAUCAGAUGCGGAGUUAGAGAAAGUCGUGGGAGACUUGAUCCACUGUUGUAGGAAAGCCAUGUUUGCUGAGUUAUCUACAGCAAAAUGUUCCUCUCAUACUCGCGUUUGCCUGAGGAUUCAUGUUGGGUUGGACCAGAUUGGUUACGAAACUGGAACGAACUCAAGCAUAAAACUAUCGCAGUCUUGCUUGUUCACACUGGAUGACACGAUCAUACCACUGCUGCACCAGUCAGGUCUGUCCAGCAGGUCUAUGCAGGUCGACAUGGAGAUGGUCUUUGUCGUUAUGAGACCGGUUGACCAAACUACUUGAACAUGAUUCAUUUACCUACCAAUCUUUCUGUAAAUAUAACGUUCUUUAUUAUUUAACAUGCAUUUUCGAUGAAGUUAUAAUAUUGUUUAGUUAAACGGGGGUCGUCAGAAAAUAUAUUUUUUUCUUAUUUAAAAUCUUUUGGUUUGAUUAAAAAAAAAAUUUUCAAAAGAGUAACUACAAUUAUUAAUCAAUAAAUUGAUUUUUUUUCUCGAUUGAUACACCACGAAUGUUUAAAUGUUAAUAGCAAAAUUGUAUGACCUGUGCAAAUCAAUAAUAAUGCGUAGUCGCAACAUUUCACUGCUAGAUUGUUCGAUGCAUAAUGUCUUAUCAUUUUUUCCACAUUAUAUACAUUAAUAAUUGCUUAAUUAAAAACUUUUACCCAGUUAGCAAGUGUAGUUUAACUUUUCUUCAGAUGAUGAACACCUUCUACAUUACCACAGGAUUAUUUAAGCAUUAUUUAAUUAUGUUGCUUUCCUAAUUGUUGAGUGAUGACGGCAAUGAAUGGUAAUUUUGUAAAUUUAUUUUUUUAUUAACAUUUUGGAAAAAUUAAUUUGUGACUAUUGGAUCAAUUUUUUGAUUAUCCUUACCGUUUGUAAAUGUUCACAACUGCAACUGUUUACAGACUAACUUUAUGUUUAAAAAACUGAUCAUUUUUGUUCACUUUAUUUGAGACAUUCAUCUAUUACAUCAGCAAUUUAUUUCCGAUUAUUAUUAUUAUAUAUUUAAUAUGUUUUGCAGGAAAUACUCAA